Molecule: messenger RNA, 4542 nt
Organism: Plectropomus leopardus (leopard coralgrouper)
Lineage: Eukaryota; Metazoa; Chordata; Actinopteri; Perciformes; Serranidae
Gene: nrip2
Product: nuclear receptor interacting protein 2
Biological process (GO): proteolysis
Molecular function (GO): aspartic-type endopeptidase activity
Source: RefSeq, a predicted model, not a curated record
GACAGACGGCACUGAGGGGAGGGGAAAUAACACACUCUCUCUGUCACACCUCCACAGCCUCAGUCAGCCUCUGACAGAGAGACAGAGCAGAUCUUGACAUUGUGAGGAAGAUGCACAUCAGAGGAGCAUCCAGGACAGGACAAUAGCUCCUGAGACAAAUACAUGCCAAGGACUACAAGCAGCAAACCCAGAGAGAGCGAAGGACAUUUCAGAACGGGCAAAAAAGGCUGGAAGAGGUUUGCGGGUUUGCUUAAAAAGGACCUAAAUCCCCCAAAAAACCUGCCUCCUUUCUGCACAUCCACUCUGUCUGUCGCUGUCUGCAGAGCUCCAGUGCUGCUGUGAGGUUACAGUCUCCGAAAAGACAGACAGGAGACCAUGAGUGAGGCGAAGAAAGGUGAGCUAGCCAUCCGGGAUAAAGCCAUCCUGCACCAGCAGAGGCGUCUGAAACAGGCCACCCAGUUCACGCACAAGGACUCGGCUGACCUCCUGCCCCUGGACGGGCUGAAGAGACUCGGCACAUCCAAAGACUUGCAACCUCACAGCAUCGUCCAGCGCCGCCUGCUGGAAGGAAACAUUACGCGGCUGCGAGGGGAGGCCCGGGACCCCAACGCCAGGGUUCGCUCCCCGCUGGCCGACACCAAGGACGGACCCGCUGACGCAGAGGAGAGGAGCGAGAGCACCGCGGACGACUCCACGGAGGAGAGGGAGUCUCUGGAGGAGAGCGAGAGGAGCCUAAGGUCGGACGAAGAGGACGACAGCAGCGAAGCCGGAGCCAGAAACUCAGCUGAGAAGAGCGAGGGCACGCAGAGCUCGACCCUCCUCACAGCUCUGGUUGUUAAAUGCAAGUGCUGCGAGACUGAAGUCAAGGCAUCCAUCAACACCGGCAGCCAACACAACCACAUCUCCAGCUCCUGCUGCCAGAGGCUGGGACUGGUACCCGCUCAGGACAGCUCACCGUGUGGAGGGAGCAGCUCAGUGACGGGUCUGCAGCUGCAGCUGGGCAGACAGACGGUCCAGUGUUCAGCCUAUGUCAAAGAGGAUGAGGCGUUUGAGCUGUGCCUGGGUCUUCACACUCUGUUGGAACUUAAAUGCUGCCUGGACCUGAGCAGCCGGGUCCUGAAGCUGCAGGGCUGCGGCGAGGAGCUGCCCUUUCUGAACCCUUCGACCGACAGCCAGUGCCAACACGACACCAACGAGAACCUGUGAGCACGACUCGACGGCGGCGGCGACCACUUCCUCGAGUCUCGACGGGUUGCAGCAGCGUGGCGCGGUGCCGUUUGUGUCUGGACGCGUCCAAUCACAGUGUCUCUCACACACUGCCAGAACAUGGAUGAGCACUGGCCACCGUCGUUCCUGAGUUUACAUCAUUGUGUUUGUAGAUUUAAGACAUCCACCACGAUUAUCUCUGAUAUUAAAUUAGUCUAGUUUACAGAGCGGGUUAUGAGCCGAUCCGAUCUCUGAAAAUCUAAAUCAUUCUUUAUUGAUUAUAUUGUAUAUUAAAUCCAACUUUUCUGCUCGGGUACACUGUUGCUCUCUAAAAGGGAAACUAUUAUAAUCAUUUGAAGUGAACUUAAAUGGAAUAUUUUGUGAUUUGGAUGUACAAAAAUGACCUUAAAUCAUCAAGUAAAUUUAAAGUUUUAGUUGUGAAUCAUUUCAGUUUAGAUGGUGUUACAGGAAUAGUUUUAUACUUUGGGAUAGUUAAAUUUCUGACCAAGUUAAAUGAGAAGAUAUGAUCAUGCCUGUACGAUAAAUACGAGGGAAAAAACGUAUUUCAGCGGAGCCUUGCGUCCUGCGUCACAGCUGCGGCCUGAUGAGCGUUCUCGCCGGCUUUCAUGGGGUCAUCAUCACUAGUGAAACCAUUGCCUAAAAAGUUGUUUAUUGACCCAAUCUUUGCUUUAGCCCAAAGAUGAACCCCCAGGCGACGUCACGUCUAACUGUAACUGCAAACACAUAUGAUUUAUUAUUUUUUGUGAUCACUGAUUUGUGAAAAUACACUUUUUUGCUUCUCAAAGUGUUGACACGGCUGCAGCCACGACUAAUGUCAGACUUCCCGGCAGGUUUUCAAAUGAUAUUUUAUCUGACUGCUUUGACCUGAAUUCUCAAAUUAACCAUCAUAACGUUAUACUGAAGAAUAUGUGCAACAAAUUGUGCUAAAAUAUAUUGGCAUUUCAAUGGACUCAAUUAUGUCCAACAACAAAAAUCUGCUCACUCCAAAAUCUGCUUGCAGCAAACAGGGUUGAAAAUGUCCCAAACUGCCGUUAAAAAAUCCUGCUUCUGUCACUACAGAUAUGGCUGGAAAUGUCCUGACCUCUCAUUAAAAAAAUACAAGUGAUUAUUUUUACAAACAUGGCAGAAAAGAUCCCAACCUGUCGUAAAAAAUACCCUGUUUUGCUACUAUAUACAUGUCUGGAAAUGUCCUGACCAGUCGUUAAAAAAAUACCUGCUUGUUUUGCAAAAAACGUUCAGAAAAAUCCAGUCCUCUCGUUCAAAAUUCAGCUUUUGUUGCUACAGAUAUGGCAGGAAAUGUCUUGACCUCUUAUUAAUUUAACCAAGCUUUUAUCGCUACAAACAUGUCUGGAAAUGUUCUGAAAUGAUGUUAAAAAAUUCCUGCUCUUGUUGCUACAGAUGUGGCUAGAAAUGUCCUGACCUUUAGUUAAAAUAUACAAGCUUUAAUCAGCACAAUCAUGGCAGGAAAUGUCCCAAAAUGUAGUUAAAAAUACCUGCUAUACAAAUGAUAGCUGAAUAGUAUAUUCUGUAUGCCUUUUGUGUCUUAUUAGGUCUAGUUUACGUAAUUUCUAACGGGGGAAAAAAUGGUAGAAACCUCUAAGAGCGACUGAGGAGGGAUCCCUCUUCCAGGACGGACAGACGUGCAUAGAUGUUGUAAAAAACAAUUAAAUUACAGUAGAUGACAAAAUGAUAAACCAGCUAGUGACCGUCACAAGCUGUUAAGACCAGCUAAACCAUUAAAGACUAAAACAUACCUUAAACUCGUCAAACCAGGUCACCCAGUUUAACCAUCUUAAGCCGGUCAAGCUGUUUUUAUCAUCAGGGAUAUUAACCGUACAGACAUGGAGGUAUCAAUCUUCUCACCCUACUCUUUUCAACGUGAACAGGUUUAUUUCCUAAAAUGUCAAACUAUUCCUUAAGAAUCAACAUGACUUAUAGAAAAGUGUCUGUACUCAGGAUCCCCUUCCAAGUGUGUGAAAAGGAAACGUUUUUUGAAGUGUUUGUGUAAUUAGGUUUGGAUUGGGCUACCUCUUUAAGAGACAGGAACAGCUGCUCAUCUAGAAUUUUAAAAAGGCGUAAAACACCACCUUUUCUGAUUUAUACUCAGCUUCGUAAAGCCCCUUUGCUCUUUCGUUCCCCAUCAACGGACUGAUGUGGUGAAGUUUUCCAGGAGCAUAUUUCCAGUCUGUCACCAUCUAGACUGAAUUACAGUAGUUUCCCUAUAAAUCCCCAAUAAAAAUAGACUUCAGGCCAGCCAGCAAAACAUAUUUGACUCAGCUACAAAAAUAUCAAAAACAUUCCAUCUGCAUGACUUUGUAAAGUUCUGCCUUUGUAUAAGUCUGCAUGUUUGUGUACUCGUCUGACUGUGUCUGAAGGGGCUGUAUGUGUGUUAAUGUGUGUGUACGUUUGGAGUCGAAGCAGGGUUUUUCACGCCUUGUUUUUGGCUUGUGUUUCACACGGGGGGGAAAAGUGGAAUACGUCCUAUCUUCCCCUAAACCGGUCCACCGAGCUCCGGUCAGAACAAGCUGCCAAAAGCCGACCCCAGCUGCCUUCCCUCUCUGCCUCUUUCAGGAGAUUUUCAUCACUCGGCUGAGGCUGCGCUCUGUGCCAAGGCCCCUCUUCAAACUCAUCAUCCUUUUAAUUCAGAAGACCGGUCUUCUUUGUGUAUCUACCACCUUUUUUUGGCUGAUGUUAUUCACUUUGAAGCCUCAUUUUUGUCACGAGAAAACAAACUCCCCACUACAGUGCCACCUGCCUCUCUCGUCUCUCAGUGUUUUCAUAGUGUGGAGAAGCAAGAACUGCCUCAGAUCAUGCUGUGCUUUUACACACCUGAGCCGUGCCGUGCUUUUGACUGUGCUACAGUAUCCAUCUAACCUCUUCACCGACAACCCAAUCGCCAGAAUAAAUGUUGGCAUUUUACAUUUCUGCAAACCACGGAUAUUUUAAAUUUGUAUGUUUCGUGUGGAGUGGAUGUGUUGAAUCGUUACAUUUCAAUUCUCAACGUGGUUAGGUAAGGGCAAAAUAACGUUUGGUUAAGGUUAUGAAAAAGCUUGAAAUACUUAGUUUGGUCGCCAAAAACAUGUCUGGAAAUAUACCAAUGCCUUGUUAAAAAUGUACCUGCUUUUGUUGUUACAAACAAAGCUAAAAAUCUCCCAAAUUAUCAUUAAGAAAUACAAACUUUUGUUGCUACAAGCAUGGCUUGAAAUGUCCUUUACUCUCAUUGAUUCUUUCAUUAGAGUUCAGGACAUUUAAAGUGUUUUGUGGUUAUAAACACAACUAAAAAUGCACUAAACUCUUUUUAAAAAAUACCCAUUU